AUGGUCGACAGGUUUUCUGCCAGCUUGAUUGGGAGUCACCUGACUGCUAAGGCUUUUCCUUAGCGAGAAACGGUUCGAGACAACUGAAAGUUCGAACGAGUUUAAUUGCCCCACCGGUUCGGACCAAGCCACCAUUCAGAGUCAGCGGGAUACAGAUACAGAACCACAGGAUUAUUAAAUCGCAAAACGCCAGACUGACCGAGGAUGUCUGAGACGCAUUUAGCCCUGUACCUGACGCGCCUGGUUGACACUCUGCAGCAAGAGUUGAACGACAAUCUCCUCGCAGUCUACAUUUUCGGUUCAGCCGGCUACAACGCCUACGAGCCUGACACCAGCGACGUUGAUAUCUAUGCAGUGAUCCAUCACGAGCUAAAAUCGGAUGACUACAACCAACUCGCUCGCAAGAUCAGCCAUGCAUCUAUCCCCUGCCCAGCACGCAAACUCGAGUUUGUCCUGUUCACAAAGUCCAAUGCAGCCCGGCAGACAAGCAGCCCGCGAUUUGAGAUGAACUUCAAUACGGGGAGAGAAAUGGAGCGUGAUUACAUCAACCUAGAUGCCUCGUCCGAGCCUGGAUUCUGGUUCGUUCUUGAUAUGGCAAUGGGUCGUGAGCUGGGCACGGCCCUUUUGGGACCGCCGGCUAGCGAAGUCUUUGCUGCGCCGAAGAAAGAGUGGAUUCUUGAUGCAAUGGUUGAAUCUCUGGAUUGGCAUCGUCAGCAACCGAGCUUGACACCUGAUGCAAUUCUGAAUGCGUGUCGGGCACUGCGGUUUGCGAAAUCUGGGGGGUGGGGGUCUAAGAAGGCUGGCGGGGAUUGGGUGAUCCAAUAUUACGGGGAACAUGAGGCUCAUAUUGUUUCUCUUGCUCUGGAGGCCCGCCGUUUGAAAGGAGGAAUGCCCCAGAAUCAAGUAGUGGAGUUCUUGGAUUUUGUAAAAACAGAGCUCGAACAGUGCAGGAGCGCAAUCUAACUGGGGUGGCAGGCGGGCUUUUCACUUGACCUGUCAUGUUCCCCGAAGACGGGCCUACUAGGUGCAGCCCUGCAAGAAAGGAGCUCUUAUAGAAUCAAGUCAGUUUAAAGAUCUCCAAGCUCAAACUUUAUCCCACUAGUCUAAGCGAUAAGCAAACAUAUGAGAGCCUCUGACUCCACUACAUACAGACAGUCACUGAUUUUGGUAACCUCUUCGCGACCCUUGACGUGAGCCCAGACGGCAUCAACCUACUCCGGGAUGUGAUACGGAACCGCAACAGCUUUCACAAGGAGCAUCACCUGAACAAGGCUCGCUCGCGCGGAGCUGAGCUCAAGCAGCUCUCCGACUACCCCGACAAGGACUGGACUGGAGUGAAACCACACGUCAUGCUAG
Molecule: messenger RNA, 1356 nt
Organism: Aspergillus calidoustus
Lineage: Eukaryota; Fungi; Ascomycota; Eurotiomycetes; Eurotiales; Aspergillaceae
Source: the annotation of a GenBank genome assembly